AUGAAAUCCAUCUGCCUGCAACACUGUAUGUCCGACACUACCCUUGCGGAAGCAUACCUGCUACGAUACACCAACCAUUCCUACAUCACCCGCCAAGUUUUUGUGACAAUGCAAAACUUGAUGCCCUUUCUCAAUGACAACCAUGCUGCAACGAAAGAUAUGUUCACACGCCUCUGCAGGAUCGGCGGCCUCUCGGCCCGCGUUGUCCGCAUGUCCAUGUACCUUUUACAAGCGCUCCAGGCCAUGGCGUGGGCAAUGAAGCAGGACAUACCCGACGCAGCGAAGCCGUUUCUGGAACCGUGGGUCAAGUUGGCGAUCCAGGAGACUGAGACAAGGCCACCGAGUUAUGCUGUGCCAGAUCGUGAGGAGAUCAAAGCCCUUUUGGCGGAGGAUGACCAGGGUGUUGAAGGAGGUGCAGACAGCGGCACUGAGCUUUGGGCUUUGGUUGAGAAGUGGGCAGUCAGUGGUGGUAGAAGUUUUUGA
This is a messenger RNA of Colletotrichum spaethianum, 483 nucleotides long. RefSeq lists its product as uncharacterized. The coding region runs from base 1 to 483 and encodes 160 amino acids. NCBI's taxonomy places the organism in Eukaryota, Fungi, Ascomycota, Sordariomycetes, Glomerellales, Glomerellaceae. The transcript has a single exon. The record is from RefSeq and is a predicted model, not a curated record.